Messenger RNA from Neocloeon triangulifer, 3068 nucleotides. It is a transcript of the gene Fim, whose product is annotated as plastin-3. Bases 158 to 2044 code for a protein of 628 amino acids. Gene Ontology annotation, biological process: actin filament bundle assembly; actin filament network formation. NCBI's taxonomy places the organism in Eukaryota, Metazoa, Arthropoda, Insecta, Ephemeroptera, Baetidae. The transcript is spliced from 10 exons. The record is from RefSeq and is a predicted model, not a curated record. Gene Ontology annotation, molecular function: calcium ion binding; actin filament binding. Gene Ontology annotation, cellular component: cytoplasm; actin filament; actin filament bundle.
ACUCAAGAGCGGCUUGAAGUUGAAGGCACGCACGGGACAAAAAGCGAGAAGAACGUCAGUCAGUCAGUCCAGCUUGGUCGUCGCGAGUGCUGCAUUCCUUCGUGGACAACCCGAUUCGCUUCAGUUUGAGUUGAAAAGAGCCGAAGAAGGAGCAACCAUGGCGUCAGAGAAGACGGGCUUUUCGGCCGACGAGCGCGUCGAGAUGCGCGAACACUUUGACCAGAUCGACAAGAAUGGUGACGGAACGAUAGAUCUUUCCGAGCUGAAAGACGCCCUGGACAAUUGCGGCUUCAAAAUUCCCGGGUGGCGCGUCCGGCAGAUGAUCGAGGAGUACGACAACAAGCACCAAACACAGCACAGAGGCCGGCUGAACUUUGAAGAAUUUGAAAACCUUUGUAAGGACUUAAAAUCGAAAGAUGUGGCCACAAGCUUCAAGCAGGUUGUGUCCAAGAAGGAGAACUUGGAAACGCUGGGAGGUAUGUCGACAGCCUCAAGCGAGGGCACAACCCACUCAGUGCGCCUCGAGGAGCAACUCGCCUUCUCUGGCUGGAUUAACUCUAACCUGGGUCAUGACCCUGACCUGAGACACCUCCUGCCCAUUGAUGCUGAGGGGAAACUGCUGUACGACAAAGUCAAAGAUGGAAUUCUUUUGUGCAAAAUUAUCAACCACUCCUGCCCAGACACGAUUGACGAGCGCGCCAUUAAUAAGAAAAACCUCACCUUGUACACGAAACAUGAGAACUUGACCCUCGCUUUGACCUCGUCCCAGUCAAUUGGCUGCAACAUCAUCAACAUUGAUGCCCACGACCUGUCAAAAGGAAAACCUCACCUCGUCCUUGGCUUGCUAUGGCAAAUCAUCAGGAUAGGACUGUUCAACCAAAUCACCCUGGAGCACUGUCCAGGCCUUACAGGUCUGCUUGCCGACGGAGAAAAGAUCGAGGACUUGAUGAAGUUGUCGCCGGAGGCCAUUCUCCUCCGCUGGGUGAACCACCACCUGGAGAGGUCCGGCACCAACCGCCGCUGCAACAACUUCCAGAGCGACAUUUCUGAUUCGGAGGUUUACACUUACCUGCUGAAGUCGAUCGCCCCGGGAGAUUCUGGAGUGUCCAUGGAAGCCCUGAUGGAGCCCAACCUGACCUCCAGGGCUGAAAUUAUGCUCCAGCAAGCGGCCAAGUUAGGCUGCAGGAGUUUCGUGACGCCCAGCGACGUCGUCAACGGAGUUUACAAACUAAACUUGGCUUUCGUGGCCAAUUUGUUCAACAACCAUCCGGCCCUAGACAAGCCCGAGGGUGAAAUCGAAGGACUGGAAACCAUUGAAGAGACGAGGGAGGAAAAAACGUACCGAAACUGGAUGAACUCAAUGGGUGUUGCCCCGUACGUGAAUUGGUUGUACUCGGAUCUGGCUGACGGCCUCAUUAUUUUCCAACUGUAUGACAUCAUCAAACCAGGAAUCGUCAACUGGAACAGAGUGCACAGAAAAUUCUCCAAAUUGAGGAAGUUCAUGGAAAAACUGGAGAACUGCAAUUAUGCUGUGGAGCUCGGAAAGCAAUUGAAAUUCUCUCUCGUGGGAAUUGCUGGUCAAGAUUUGAAUGACGGAAACGCCACUCUCACACUUGCCCUUAUCUGGCAAUUGAUGCGUGCAUACACUUUGUCUGUCCUGACUCAGUUGGCCAACACAGGAAAUCCUAUGGUGGAGAAGGAGAUUGUAACGUGGGUCAACAACAAACUCAACAAUUCCGGAAAGACAAGCUCGAUAAAGAGUUUCCAAGAUUCGAGUAUUGCUGAUGCCCGAGUUGUUCUGGAUGUAAUCGACUCCCUCAAGCCAGGAAUAAUCAAUUACGACCUGGUCAAGGACGGUGCCACUGACGAAGAAAAGCAUGGCAAUGCUAAAUAUGCCAUUUCAAUGGCACGAAAACUGGGUGCCAGAGUUUACGCCCUGCCUGAAGACAUUACUGAGGUGAAGCCAAAGAUGGUGAUGACCGUGUUCGCCUGCUUGAUGGCCACCGACUACAUUCCUAACAUGGACAGCGUCAAGCCGCAGUAACCAAAUAAAUUCAACCCUAAAGUUACCCUGCACUUAAGAAUAGUAUGUGUAUAAUAAUUUUGAUGAAAACUGCUUAGUCAGAAUUUUUUCCAUUUACAAAGCAAAAAUACUACAUUUAGUGCCAGAGUAUUUUUAUUCAGUAAGAAUAUAGCGUGUAAUUUUAUGGAUAAUUUUGAAACAAUCCCCAAGUGGUUUUAACUAGACAUUUGGAACUUUCCACACUGCUUCGCAUUUUCCGAUUUGCCGAUCAUUAGCUAUAUUAAAAUACUAAACUUUGUGUCAAAUACACAAGAAAACCAAAUUUGGGAACUGCAAAAAAGCAUUUAAAAGGCACAAAAUUUAAUUACGAUUAAUGAUUUAAAUUGAAUUUAGAAAAAUUGUGAUUUUCUUCUCCAUGUGGAAUCUCCAUAAUUCCAUUCCGGUUUUGCUCGCAAGUAUUUUCAUACCAACGAUUUUGAAGGUGCUUUUGAUAUGCCAAUUUUGUAGCCUAAGCUGUAAAAUACCGUUUAUGCAGAGAAAUUUUGUAAAAUGUUCAAUGCAAUGAAGUGUCCUGUUUUUAAAGGUCUGCUUCCUCUUGCUGCGUGAUUUCUACUAGGCUGAGAGUAGAAAAGCUAAAAAGUUUCACAAUGACCAAAACAAAUUUAAGUCUUGAGGUUGUACUAGUAUUGUGAAUGAUUUAAUUGUGGAAUAUCUGUAGACAUUUCAUACACAUAAUCAUCGAGCAAUAGAAUUGAUACAUUCGAAUGUGUCAAAUAUGUAUAGGAUGGGCAGUAGUGUCAGGGACUGGUGCCUCCAGUGGGCUUUGGAAAUCAAGUAAGUUGAAGCAUUUUAUUGCUCACUUAAAUUAUAGUGGAAAAGCCAUCCUUUUGUCAUGAAUGAUUCUUUUGUAAUCGAGGCUGUAACUGGGAAUGAGCAUGUGAAUAUUUACUAAAAUCGCUAGGAUAAAUUUUUUAUUAAUUGGCUAAUAUAUGAGUAACUAAACUAAUAAAGUGAUCAUUCAUUUCUUGUCUCAUCAAAUAUUCUA